Molecule: messenger RNA, 3762 nt
Organism: Prionailurus viverrinus (fishing cat)
Lineage: Eukaryota; Metazoa; Chordata; Mammalia; Carnivora; Felidae
Gene: TMPRSS9
Product: transmembrane serine protease 9
Exons: 18
Coding region: 325-3762 (1145 amino acids)
Biological process (GO): proteolysis
Molecular function (GO): protein binding; serine-type endopeptidase activity
Source: RefSeq, a predicted model, not a curated record
GCUGCGGACGCUCUCGUAGACCCCAGGGCCACGAAGGACGACGCUGACGCGGGCGCCCGACCUGGUGCUCGGCUAGGCUCCAGUUGGUUCGCUCUGCGUCCGCGUGUUCUGUGCCGCUAGGCGGAGCGGUGGCCUGGAGACUUACCCAUUCUAGUCCCAGAGCCUGGAAUGUGUCGCCUCACGUGGCAGAGGGGUCCUUGUCAAGGCCCCUGAGGCGGGGGUGACUCGGGGGGCCCCGGGGGCCCGGCGUCGUGGGGAAGGCAGAGAGCCGGGCGGACCCCGCGCUGCUGACCGUGAGGAUGAGGAGGGCCCCGCGGGCCCAGGAUGCGGCGCCUCUGGAAGCUGGAAAAGUCGCCUUCCCAGUGUGUAGGAGCCAUGGAGCCCACCGCUGGUGACUUACAGCUUGUGCCUGGGACAGCAAAGGAAGUCCCAGCUCCCUACACCUCGUGCUGCCGCAUGGCCCUCUGCGUUGUUGUGGCCACCAGCAUCAUCAUGGUCACCCUGGGAGUCCUCAUGGCCUCCCUCUCUACACAGGGUGUCGACGUGGAGCACACGGCAGAGCUGCAAGGGGUCCGCUACGCCCACAGCUUGCAGCACGAGGCCUCAGACUACUACCGCACCCUGACGCCCGCUCUGGAAUGGCUGUUUGUGAGCAGCUUUCGGGAGACCGAGUUGGAGGCCAGCUGUGUGGGCUGCACCGUGCUAAGUUACAGGGAUGGGAAUUCCAGCGUCUUCGUGCAUUUCCGGCUGCACUUCCUGCUGCAAGCCUCGCAGUCACUGAGUCUGGGCCUGGAGGAGGAGCUGUUGCGGCAGGGACUCCGAGCGAGGCUGCAGGGGCACGGUAUCCCCCUGGCUGCCCACGGCACCAUUGUGUCCGCCCAGCUCACAGGAAGCCAGAAAGCGCCAUGGACAGAAAGAGAUUUAAAAUCAGGUCACUGCCCAGGGAACACCUUUUCCUGCCGCAAUGGCCAGUGUGUGACCAAAGUGAACCCGGAGUGUGACGACAGAGUGGACUGCCCCGACGGAUCUGAUGAGGCCCACUGUGACUGUGGUCUACAGCCCGGCUGGAAGACAGCUGGCCGGAUCGUGGGUGGCGUGGAAGCGUCCCCGGGAGAGUUCCCGUGGCAAGUCAGCCUUCGAGAAAACAAGGAACACUUCUGUGGGGCUGCUGUCAUCGGGGCCAGGUGGCUGGUGUCCGCGGCCCACUGCUUCAACGGAUUCCAAGACCCGGCGGAGUGGGUGGCCUACGCAGGCACGACCCACCUCAGUGGCGCAGAGGCCAGCACGGUGCGGGUGCGCGUGGCCCGCAUCACCCCGCACCCCCUGUACAACCCGGACACAGCCGACUUCGACGUGGCGGUGCUGGAGCUGGACGGCCCGCUGGCCUUCGGCAGGCACGUCCAGCCCGUGUGCCUGCCUGCCGCCACGCACGUCUUCCCGCCGCGGAGGAAGUGCCUCAUCUCCGGCUGGGGCUACCUCAAGGAGGACUUCCUGGUCAAGCCAGAAACGCUGCAGAAAGCCACAGUGGAGCUGCUGGACCAGGGCCUGUGUGCCAGCCUGUACGGCCACUCGCUCACCGACAGGAUGCUGUGUGCCGGCUACCUGGACGGGAAGGUGGAUUCCUGCCAGGGCGACUCGGGAGGCCCCCUAGUCUGCGAGGAGCCCUCUGGCAGGUUCUUCCUGGCCGGCAUCGUGAGCUGGGGAAUAGGUUGUGCGGAAGCCCGACGCCCCGGCGUCUAUGCCCGAGUGACCAGGCUGCGUGACUGGAUCCUGGAGGCCAUCACCACGGCAGGCCGGCCUCUGGCCCCCACGGCGGCUCCCGCCUCCACCACCGCCAGCACUGCCCGGCCCACCAGUCCUGAGAGCCCCACCAGGCCCACUCUGGGCCUCAGCGCCGCGCCUCCCGACUCAGUCACCGCCUCUAAGCCACAAGAGUGCGGGGCCAGGCCCGCCAUGGAGAAGCCCACUCGGAUCGUGGGCGGGCUGGGAGCCGUGUCCGGGGAAGUGCCCUGGCAGGUCAGCCUGAAGGAAGGUUCCCGGCACUUCUGUGGCGCCACCGUGGUGGGGGACCGCUGGCUGCUGUCGGCCGCCCACUGCUUCAACCACACGAAGGUGGAGCUGGUGCGGGCCCACCUGGGCACCGCGUCCCUCACGGGCGUCGGCGGAAACCCAGUGAAGAUGGGGCUCAAGCGGGCGGUGCUGCACCCCCAGUACAACCCCGGCAUCCUGGACUUCGAUGUGGCCGUGCUGGAGCUGGCCGGGCCCCUGGGCUUCAACAAGUACAUCCAGCCUGUCUGCCUGCCCCUGGCUAUCCAGAAGUUCCCCGUGGGCCGGAAGUGCAUGAUCUCCGGCUGGGGUAACACACAGGAGGGAAACGCCACCAAGCCCGACAUUCUGCAGAGAGCGUCUGUGGGCAUCAUAGACCAGAAGGCGUGCAGCGCACUCUACAACUCCUCCCUCACGGACAGGAUGCUCUGCGCCGGCUUCCUGGAGGGCAAAGUGGACUCCUGCCAGGGCGACUCCGGGGGACCCCUGGCCUGCGAGGAGGCCCCCGGUGUGUUUUACCUGGCGGGGAUUGUGAGCUGGGGGGUCGGCUGCGCUCAGGCCCGGAGACCUGGCGUGUACGCUCGAAUCACCAGGCUGAAGGGCUGGAUCCUGGACACCAUGUCCUCCGGCCUCCUCCCCACCGCGAGGACCCCCGCCACCAGGCAGUCCUCUGGGACGGCAGCUGCCUUCACAGUCCCGGGAGUCCCGGCCAGCACAGCCACCCCCUCGGCCACCAGCAGGGCAACCAGCCAGCCCGCCAACAUGACUGCAGCCACCGUGAGCGCCACUGCUGGGGGACAGACACCCCUCCCAGACGCCCCGAGGACCACCGUGGGCUUCCAGCCACCAGACUGUGGCCUGGCACCGGUGGCAGCGAUGACCAGGAUCGUGGGCGGCAGCGCCGCGGCCCGCGGGGAGUGGCCGUGGCAGGUGAGCCUGUGGCUGCGGCGCCGGGAGCACCGCUGCGGGGCCGUCCUGGUGGCCGAGAGGUGGCUGCUGUCGGCGGCGCACUGCUUCGAUGUCUACGGGGACCCCAAGCAGUGGGCGGCCUUCCUGGGCACGCCGUUCCUGAGUGGCGCCGAGGGGCAGCUGGAGCGGGUGGCGCGCAUCUACAAACACCCCUUCUACAACCUCUACACGCUCGACUACGACGUGGCGCUGCUCGAGCUGGCGGGGCCCGUGCGCCGCGGCCGCCUGGUGCGGCCCAUCUGCCUGCCCGAGCCCACGCCGCGGCCCCCCGACGGCGCGCGCUGCGUCAUCACCGGCUGGGGCUCGGUGCGCGAGGGAGGCUCGAUGGCGCGGCAGCUGCAGAAGGCGGCCGUGCGCCUCCUCAGCGAGCAGACGUGCCGCCGCUUCUACCCGGUGCAGAUCAGCAGUCGCAUGCUGUGCGCCGGCUUCCCGCAGGGCGGCGUGGACAGCUGUUCGGUGAGCGCACUCUGCAGCGGAAGCGGGCGCUUCUCGGGACCCAGGUCCCACGCGCAGAGGGCAAGGGGGGCGUGGCGGGGCGAAGUCGUCACCGCUGCAAGACCCUCCGGCGCCGCCCUCUCAAGCCCACCAAGCAGGGCACCUUUUCUGACCCUGGAGGAAUUUUCACUCGACCACCGUUUAUUGGGCAACCAUUAUGAGCCGGUUCCGGCGCCUCGGCAUCCCCCGCCCCCCUCCCCGGCCCGGCAGCGGCGGGAUGGGGACGUGGGCUGGGCAGUGACUGCCGCGUGA